UUUUCUCUCCUCAAAAAGAGGAGAAGCACCCGUUCCCAAGAUGCUGGCACCCUGCCUUCUGAGAAGAGCGGUCCUUACAGUUCCUUUAGUUUUUGUGGUUGCACUGCUUCUCGCGGAGCCUGUUAGUUCUGAUCAAGAAGCAGGAACAGCCAUACCAGCUGAAAGUCGUCCCUGUGUUGAUUGCCAUGCAUUUGAGUUCAUGCAGAGGGCUCUGCAGGAUUUAAAGAAGACAGCGUAUAAUCUAGACACGCGGACAGAAACUCUGCUUCUUCAGGUGGAAAAGAGAAAUCUGUGCGACUGUGUAACUGCAAAUCUGCUGAACUGA
Molecule: messenger RNA, 325 nt
Organism: Gymnogyps californianus (California condor)
Lineage: Eukaryota; Metazoa; Chordata; Aves; Accipitriformes; Cathartidae
Product: neuropeptide-like protein C4orf48 homolog
Exons: 4
Coding region: 41-325 (94 amino acids)
Source: RefSeq, a predicted model, not a curated record